AUGGCCGACGAAGAUCAGUCUGCCGAGGAUUGGGAGAAGCUGCAGGCAGCGGCUUGGUCCCUCCCUUUCAGCAUUACCGGAGUGGUCACUAGUGUAGAUGACUGCAAUCAAUCCUCUCUCGCUCUGAGAUCCCCUGCAAGAGCCAAGGAAGGCUCGGGUUCACUUCAAGAUGGGUCUAAUAUCGCAAAUCUACACUCCACCGUCGCCCCUGCGUCUUUCUCACCUGGUGUGAACAACCAAGCUCCUGGAAUAUCGGCAUCCUCGCCACUCCGGCAAGCUCAACCACGAGCUGCUAGGACACCGGUGCGUGCAACUGGUCAACCUUCCCAACACGUAGGCACAAAUUCCACCCCUCGGAUGACUCAGGCACCUGUUGAAUCUGCACCACAGGACUCCAUCGGCAAAGCAAAGUGGCGAUCUGGCGCAGGUCCCGAUGGAUACGUCCGCCUGCCGUUGGCCAUUAACCAGUUCCAAGACAUUGUCACGCAAUUCACAAAGAAAACUGGCCAACCCAUCACGAACUUUCGUACGUUUAUUGUUGACGCUACAGGUGCAUAUCUCACCGUAGGAUAUCGUGGUGAACGGGUUGUUCUCAUUUGGGGAGAUGGAAGCCAGGUUCUGGCAGCCUAUACUCUCCUUAACACCUUGAUUAUUCAGGUCGCACAGCAGAGAAAUGGCACAGCUCCGGACUGGACCCGUAUCAACUCUCACUCAACUUUCAAAAUCGGUGUCGCGGAGACAAAAGAAAUUCAGACUGUGCAUUCGCAGAAAUUGCGAAACGCUUCAAACAGUGUCCCUGAAACCACGAUGUGUCUUUCGUGGCCUCCAAAUGGACCAGCAUUGGGUCAGUGCCUGGCAUCACGUCGUCAGCUUAUUGAUUCCAUCCGUCUUCAAUAUGGUGUCAAUAUUUAUACCAAGCCCGGAGUAUGGGACAAGCUGUACUUGUCUGGAUCUGACGAACACAAUUUCUUGAAAGUGGUUAAUAGUUACAAGGAGCUGUGGAAGACACUGUCUUUGCAACACGAGACCGAGAUCAGAGUAUUCCUCGUCGAGCCACCUCCCCCGGAAAUCAUGCGUAAGGACGUUAUCAUGCAGAGUUAUUCAGACUUGGUCAAGCCAUAUCUCUCUGAAUUGAAACUGCCCGCCAAUCAAGCUGCCCCUUGGGAGAGGAAAAGAGAGAAGGCCAAGCAGGAGAACAAGCUCGCCAUCGUUGAUCACUUGGAGCGCGCACUGCACUUCGUUCCUCGUUUCCACGGAUACAGACAGAUGCGUGUCAAAUUCGGUUCACUCGUUCUGAGAGAGUAUGAGAAGCCCAAUGGUACAGCUGAUCCACUUCUCUAUCUGGAAUUCCUUGACAUGCUCAUCAGCACUCCUGCCAAAGGCCAACUAUUUCCUGGACUCCGGCUUACCCAGAAUCAGCUAAUUAAACGUGUCAUGAGUGCGGGGAAUCUACUCAUUCCUGCUGGCAAUAUCCCACUUCGCUCCUUUCCGAAUAUUCAGCCACGAUUCUCUGCAUCGUUUGAGUACAAGAUCAACAGUGACGAAGUCGUACGCAUCGAAGCUAACUUUACGCUUCCACGGGGCAGCGAAGAAUUCGAAAUCAACCAAAUACGAUGCUUCAAGCCACGGAAGACUGAUGGAACUGGAGAAUCAGAACUGCCCAUGCAAAUCAGCAUGGUUGACUUCGACCGGUCCGACUGGCAAUUGGAGAUCAAAGCUCUGGACAUGCUCGAGGAGGAAGACAUACCUCCCGACGUCGAGGAUGUCAUGCGCAAGUUAAGCUUCGUAUGGAACGAGAGCGCGCUUAGCAUCAUCUCAGUUCCGGAAAGAAUGGCCAAGUUCCCACCUGGCUCGCCUCUGACCUGUUUUGUCGAGAAGUCUGCCAUCGAAUUCAGCGUCAAGGGUACAAACCUUGUGUUUGAGCUUGCUCGCUUUGUGAGAUACAAUGUGGCCAAUGGCCGGGUUUUAAAGUUCCCCGAUGUGACUUGGGGAGGUUCACUUUUCGAUCCGGAUUGGGAUGAGAUGCUCGGUGAAAAUGUCGAAUUCGAUCCCAGUCGGUUCGCACAAGAGGCGUGCCUCUCGACGUUUUUCCCACCAUCCCAGGGAGAAGACAUUGAUGAGGAGGCUCAGCUUUGUGUGUUCAUGGGUGCCCUGCAUCAGAUUGCACAUAUGCUGGGGUCUCCAGAAUCUACUGUGACCAAGGUUCUCAAUGUGAACGUGGGGACUUUGUUUUGA
This is a messenger RNA of Penicillium nucicola, 2235 nucleotides long. RefSeq lists its product as uncharacterized. The record is from RefSeq and is a predicted model, not a curated record. Lineage: Eukaryota; Fungi; Ascomycota; Eurotiomycetes; Eurotiales; Aspergillaceae. The transcript has 9 exons. The coding region runs from base 1 to 2235 and encodes 744 amino acids.